Molecule: messenger RNA, 696 nt
Organism: Peromyscus leucopus (white-footed mouse)
Lineage: Eukaryota; Metazoa; Chordata; Mammalia; Rodentia; Cricetidae
Gene: Nopchap1
Product: chromosome 18 C12orf45 homolog
Biological process (GO): box C/D snoRNP assembly
Molecular function (GO): box C/D methylation guide snoRNP complex binding
Source: RefSeq, a predicted model, not a curated record
CAUUUCUCUCGUGCUGUCUUGCAAGCAUGGAGCUCCACGGCGAACGCGUGUCCGGUCUCACACCUUCGUCGUCUUCUGGAGACUGCUCUCAGGUCACGGUGUCCAGGGAGCUGCUGACCGCGGGGAGCGAGGGUUCCGGAGGUAUCUGGGACCAAUUGCUCAUCAGCUCUAAGCCUCAUUCCAAGAAGACUGCUCUUCACAGGAUUCAGAGGAGCCCUUUGUUAGACCAGGUUCAGGCCUUCCUCCCACAGAUGGCUCAGGCAAAUGAAAAGGUACGAAAGGAAAUGGCGGCUGCUCCAGCUGAUUGCUUCAAUAUCGAGAAUAUUGAUGGAACAUCCGGAAACAUCAUACAGAUGGAUGUGGCCUUAUUUGAGAUGAACCGGUCAGAUUCAAAAGAAGAGGACAGCUCAGAAGAGAGCUCACAGGACAGCUCUGAGGACAGCUCAGAGUCCGAAGAUGAAGACUGCAUCCCCUCCGAAGUCACCAUAGACACCAUAAAGCUUCCGAAUGCAGAAGGUGGCAGAGGCAAGAUUGAAGUUUUAGACAGUCCGGCAAGUAAAAAAAAGAAGCAGUGAGAUAGGCCAGUGAAAAGAGAGGCAGGUCCUCCCUACCUGCGACUGGGGGAAGGUGGUUUCUGGGGUGAUGGGUCCAGGGUCCCUCUGAUGCUCUUUCAGUGUCAAAAAGAAAAAUUUGCAA